AUUUUUCCUGACAUGGAACGUUUACAUCUAAGCCGUUUUGUUCUCUUCCUGGUUUCCACCCCAAGAGACUACAUCAGUAUUACAAGAUGAUAUUUUCUCCGCGCAAGGCACGUUUCACGAUCGCUACGGUGAUUCUUUUUGCCUUAUUUAUCUUCUUCUUCUCCAAGAUUGGCAACAGCGGCGAGGAUAUUUCCAAAGCCACCACUGCAAAGGCCUUCCAGAACGUGGGCGGUCCACCCCCACCAUCCCCACCACCAGCCGCUAAGCAACCAGAUAUCAAGGAGCCAAAUGUCCCGGUCCCACCGCCAAAGGAGGACGCCGUGAUCGACCCUAAGUUUGUUGAUACCGAAAAGGCUGCGGAUGCCAUCAAGAAGCCGAUUGCUGAGGCCGAAGCCGCCAAGAAGCCGGUUACCGACGCGAAGAAGCCGGUUGCCGACGCGAAGAAGGCUGCUGACCCCGACGCCUGUUCCGAAUCUGAAUUUGUUGUGAUGAUUGAUGCUGGGUCCACCGGUUCGCGCGUGCACGUCUACGAGUUCAACACUUGUGUAUCCCCACCAAAGUUGUUGCGUGAGGAGUUCAAGAUGAUGAAUCCAGGCUUAUCCUCUUUUGACACAGACGCUACCGGGGCUGCGGCUUCCUUGGACCCAUUGUUGGAGAUUGCCUUACACACCGUUCCAGUUUCCAAGCAUAGCUGUACUCCAAUCGCCGUCAAGGCCACUGCGGGUCUCAGAUUGCUCGGUGAUGCCAAGUCCAGCAAGAUUCUCGCGGCGGUGCGCAAGCACUUGGAGGACGAUUAUCCGUUCGCGGUGGUCGAGGGUGACGGUAUAUCCAUCAUGGAGGGUUCCAACGAAGGGGUUUACGCCUGGAUCACCGCUAAUUAUUUAUUAGGCAACAUCGGGGGUAAGGGCAAGUCCGCUACCGCCGCUGUGUUUGACUUGGGUGGUGGCUCUACCCAGAUCGUGUUCCAGCCGCAAUUCCCAGUGAACGAGAAGAUGGUUGACGGUGAACACAAGUUUGACAUUUCCUUCGGAGGCACCGACUUCAACUUGUACCAGUUCUCCCACUUGGGGUACGGUUUAAUGCAAGGUCGCGACAAGAUCAACAGUUUGCUUAUCAAUGACAACUUGGCCUCCAAUGCCGAACUUGCUGCCUCCAAGGUUGACCAAGGAGCGGACAUCAAGACCAUCAAGGGUGCUGUUACCUUGAACAACCCGUGCAUCCCACCGGGCGUGACCGCCGAGAAUGUCAAGGUCACCAUGCCUAACAAGGAUGUCUACGUGGUCAACUUCCAGGGCCCGGCCACCGCUGCUGGCAGCCAAUGUAGCAAGUUGGCGGAGAGCAUCUUGAACAAGGACUCUGCCUGCACCGUCCAGCCGUGUUCCUUCAACGGUGCGCACCAGCCUUCGUUGACCAAGACCUUCCAGGCGACCAGUGACAUGUACGUGUUCUCCUACUUCUACGACCGCACCAACUCGUUCUUGCCUUCCUCCUUCACCUUAAAAGACUUGCAGGACUUGACCGAGACCAUCUGCUCCGGUGAUGCCAGUAAGAUGUCCUCUUUCACCCACGACGCCAUCAAGGAAUUACAGGACGAGCCACAGUGGUGCUUGGACUUAACCUUCAUGGUUUCCUUGUUGCACACAGGCUACGACAUUCCGUUGGAGCGCGAAUUAAAGACCGCCAAAAAGAUCGCCGACAACGAGCUCGGCUGGUGUUUGGGUGCCUCCUUGCCAUUGUUGGACAAGAAGGCCGGUGGCUGGACUUGCAGGGUCACCGAGGUGACCGAAUAAGCAUAACAUGCAAAAUGACCAAGAGCUCACGGUAACGGAAACCGGAGGGUCUCGUCUCCCAGUCUCUUCAUGUUUGCCCAUAGAGUGGACGUGUACAAUUUAUUUCAUGUUACAUCGAGGCUGUGGUCUGUAGAUCGUGAAGAGGGGUAAACUGGAGAAGAAUGUCUAGUAAUUGCAGUAUAUACUUUUCUGAGAAGUAUGUGUUUAUUGGAUGAUAUCAGUCCACGCCUAGAAUACUAAUACUCCCGAAACUUGAGAAAACAAGUAAUUGUAAACCGGGGGAAGUAGCACUCGGCGCUUUCGGG
Messenger RNA from Babjeviella inositovora NRRL Y-12698, 2095 nucleotides. It is a transcript of the gene GDA1, whose product is annotated as guanosine diphosphatase. NCBI's taxonomy places the organism in Eukaryota, Fungi, Ascomycota, Pichiomycetes, Serinales. The coding region runs from base 87 to 1790 and encodes 567 amino acids. Gene Ontology annotation, cellular component: Golgi apparatus; membrane. The record is from RefSeq and is a predicted model, not a curated record. Gene Ontology annotation, molecular function: GDP phosphatase activity; UDP phosphatase activity. The transcript has a single exon. Gene Ontology annotation, biological process: nucleoside diphosphate catabolic process; protein N-linked glycosylation.